Molecule: messenger RNA, 1820 nt
Organism: Papilio xuthus (Asian swallowtail)
Lineage: Eukaryota; Metazoa; Arthropoda; Insecta; Lepidoptera; Papilionidae
Product: A-agglutinin anchorage subunit
Exons: 4
Coding region: 219-1409 (396 amino acids)
Source: RefSeq, a predicted model, not a curated record
UAAGUUCUGUCGUUCAAUUUAAAUAUAAAAAGUUAAUUACUUUCGAAAAGUUUUAGUGCUAUCUAUUCUAUGAUCACUUAGUAUUGGUAGUGAUUUGUGAUAAUACGGGAGUAACAUUGCAAGUGCUAUUACGAAGUUUGAUUUGUAUUACAUUUAUUUAAAUAUUGACAAGUGACGAUCCUGUGAAAGCUGGAAGGAGCAUUAUAAAGAGCAAGCAGAUGGCGGCGAGGCGGGGGAACUUUUUCAUUUCAUCGCGGGGAGCGUUUCUCUGGAGCACGACUUUCAUUAUCUUAAGUGGUAUCGUAUGGGGUGAACGUCAAUGCUACUGGUGCGGGCCCCUGGCGGAGCAGGUGCACCGUAGCCGCCGAGCACCGCCUUGCGACCUUCCCACCAGCCACGUCACCACGUGUGAGCCGGGCCUUGCGUACUGCGCUGUUGUUGCUACGUCACCACCAUACAUCGAAUCAAGAUUGUGCGUUAAACUAUAUCAAGAUGAGUGCUAUCCUUUAUUUUGUAACUCAACAAAGACAUGGAAAAUGACGUGUCCUUGUCGCGACGAUUUAUGUAAUGGUAAUAACACUGAACGUGAGAAGGAUGCAUUCGCUGUUUUAUCAAAACUCGUCGCUAAAUCACAAAAUGUUCGCAUGAAAAAGAGAGAAAUAUCUCCAAAUUUUAAUUCGUCAAAACGUGAUCGCACAGUUAUAAUAACAAACAUAACAGAAUUAAAUCAGACAAACGAGGAAUUAAAUGAGAUAAAUAAAGAUGAUCAAAUGAUAGUCGUAACAGCGAUAACCCGGCCUGAACAAUCUAAACAAGACCUCGGUGUUGAUAACAGCAACUCUACCAGUGUUGAACCUAAAGAAAACCUUAGUACAGAAAAUAGUAUAGAAAAUUCUAGUACUGAAAAUCCAACAACUUCUGAAAACCAGCAAGAAAGUUCUGAAAAUCCUGCCAUUAAAGUAACAACUGAAAAUGUCGACAAAGAAAUUGAUGAUACAAAUCUUGGCUCUACAAGUUCAACAAGUCAAAAUGACAACAAUGAGAAUAAUGUCCGAGAUAUCAGUACUACAAAUUUUAUUACUGAAAUUACGUCACACAAAGAAACCGAAAGCACAACACCUACUACUAUAAUGGCAACAAAAACUGACAUCAAGGAAAACUUAACGAAUAUUAAUAUGAAAUCCAGUGAACAAUUACCGACAGCUGAAGCAUUACAACAAAAUGUUAGUCCAUCUGUUACAAGUACUAAAACUACUGAAUCCAUAAAAUCGGAGUCAACUGAUUCAAGUACUAUAGAGCAUGAAACCACAACAGUGGAACCAGCUAAGGGAGGUGGGAAUUUUGCUAUGCGUUUAUCCUUAAGCACUCAAACUCUUGUAGCAGUAUUAUUUGUUAUUGAAAAUUUGUAAUAAUUACUGUGUUUCACUGUCGUAAUACUUGAAUAAAACAUAUCGUGCCCCUGUUUUUCAAAGAGAACACUGAUCGCUAUAUAUAGUACAGCACAGGCUAUGAGCCGUGGUGUUUUGUGCCUAUUUGAAUUUCACCAUUUUGACGCUAAUGGUAGCAGUUGACAGUUACUUGAAUCGACACUUUUUUAUAAUAAAAAUCUGUCUUUUCAUGAAAUAUGUUUUUCUUAAAGUAUUUCGGCAGUAGUACUAUCGGUUAAAAUUUCGAAUAAAGGCACUUUUUACUAUAUUUUUGCAAUUUAAUAACUUUUAAAUGUUUUUAAAUUUUAAUCACUCUGCACAAAAUGUUAUCAACUGUUAAAAAUGAUCUCUCUUUGCAUUAAGGUGUUCGUUUUAUAAAUCUUGUGAUAUUAG